GGCACUGCUUCCAGCAUCCUCUCCUCUCUGCUCUCUCUAAAGCCACACACUGAUAUUUGUGAUCAACUCCCAUUUGGAGGUUCUCUCCUCACCACCAGCAUCAGCAGCCCAGAGCGGCCCCAGGGGGUCCGGCAUGUCUGUGUCGAAGAGCUUCUUUUGAUCACCCGCUUGUUUGUUUUGUGCCGCGCGCCCGUCUCGCCUUUAGUCCAACCGAGAAAGAUGGCCGCCGCCGCCAAGCUGCUGACCAGCGCGGGCCUGCUGCUGGCGUUCGGCUCCCUCUGCCUCCUCGCCAUGGCCAUCUGCACCGACUAUUGGUACGAGACGGACGCGCGGCGGCACCGCGAGCGCUGCAACAGCUACGCGAGCAACCGCAACGACCCGGGCUACAUCUCCAUCUCGAACCGCAACCUGCCUCUCCGGAUGCCGCCGGAAGCUGCUGCUGAAGGGCUGACCAGAGAGAAGCGGCAUCUCGCCGCUCCGCUGGCGGCUAUAGAGUUCCACUGCAGCCGAAGGUUCAAUUCCACCGUGUCGGGUUUGUGGAGGAAGUGUUACCGCGACGGCUUCGACCUGGAGACUGACGAGCUUAUCUACAGAGGUGUGAUUCAGAGAUGCACUCCAGUGACAUAUCACUACACCUCCUCCAUCCUGCCCCGAAAUCUACCAGUCAACAUCACUAAAACAAUCCGGCAGGAUGAGUGGCAUGCUCUGCAUCUACGCAGGAUGACUGCAGGCUUUGUGGGCAUGGCUGUCUCCAUCAUCCUCUUUGGGUGGACCAUUGGGGUGCUGGGCUGCUGCCAGCAGCACGACCUCAUGCAGUAUGUAGCUGGCCUGCUCUUCCUCAUGGGAGGAACCUGCUGUAUCAUCUCCCUGUGCACCUGUGUGGCAGGAAUCAACUUCGAGCUGUCACGGUAUCCUCAAUACUUGUACGGCCUUCCCGAGGACAUCAGUCACGGCUACGGAUGGUCCAUGUUCUGUGCCUGGGGUGGUCUGGGGCUAACGUUACUGGCUGGCUUCCUGUGCACGCUCGCACCUUCCCUGAGCAGCACCUCAACCCAAACAACCGUCCACAAACCACGGCACGAGAAUGGAACUGUGUGAGAAACCUUUCCACAAAUUGUACACCACAGCAGCACAGGACGCUGGUCUGGUCAUAAUCACAAACACACACACACACACACACACACACACACACACACACACACACACACACUGCUGAAAUUACUCUAUCAUCCAGUUUAACACCUCUCAUCAGCGUCAGGACAUGAGUGCUGGAGGUGACUGGAUACUAAUACUCAUCUCCUGCAUGGCAGCUAGUGACGUGUAACCGUACACAACAAACUAGACUGAGCGCUCACUGUCACUCCUUAAGCACACGGAAUAAGACACAGGAUAGUUUCGGCAUAAACAAUGUAGAUAAUCAGACACAAACACAAAGACGACAUACACGUAUAGACUAUUCCAAAUAAACAUUCCACCUUCCUAAACCUGAACUGAAAACGGUUGCAUUAUGAACAUACAUCUUAAAAUGGUGCUCUCUGUUCUAAAUACCACGUGCACAAACAUUUACAUGCGUCAGGACUAACAGGGACAAAGACCAUCUGGAAGCCAUGUUUUAUUAUUAUUUUUUAAUCCUAAAGUACUGCAUUUUUUUUUCUAGAUUUAAAUCCUAAUCAGGACUUGCGUAAACACCACCGUGGUCCGAGCCCUUUGUGCUCCAUCAAAAGUCUAGACUAACCUUGUAGCAUUGGUACUUUCCUAAAGCCGCUAUUGCAGCAGUAUUAAAAGAAACAAAUAAAUCCUGCGACAGCAGUUCCUGAUUAGAGCUUUGAAAAGAGCAAAAUCAGCUAAAUAAAUAAAUAAAUAAAUAAAUAAAUAAAUGCUACAAUGGUUUCCACCGAGGUGAAGGAUCUGGACUUAUCUCUGUAAAGACUGUGACAUAAGCCCGAGGACUUAACUGAAGAGGAGAACAGCCGCAAGAGGGAGAAAAGGAUGUGUGGAAUUAUGAGAUAAAAAGAAAUAUCAAAGGUUGGAUUGAAGCAUUGAUGCAUUAGUGGAGUAAACUUUCUAGGGCCUCUGUAAGUCAGUCUGUACUGAAAUUCAUUUUCUUCUGUACUUUUUAUUUCGCUAUUUAUUUGAAACAAGGUCUGGCAAAGAAUGGGGCUCUAUUUUUUUUUUUCUUUGUCAUCAGGCUGACACUGGACGACUUCACUUUUCUUGAGGGAUUGGAAAUGUUUCCGUCCUUGGGAGUACGCAGUAUAGUUGAAUAGCUGAGCUGAAUUUUGUAACAGUGCUCCUCUGAGCAUCACGUCUUGUUGAGCAGAAUGGCUGCUGUGAGCUCACCACAGGAAUCCAAAUCCAGAUAAAAUUACCUUUACAGUUGUUUUUCUUCCACAGUGCUCUCAGAUCCUUUCUAUAAAAGCACAAAGAUGCAUGAAGCCUGUUACAAUUUCUCACAAAUAACAUGCUUAAAAUGUGUGUUGCAUAGAAAAGUGUCCUAAUGCUACAGUAUAGCGUAAGGUACACUGUAUAUCGGUGUGUAACAUACAGUACUCUAAUGUUUUCGUUACCCAGACUGCACCUUGGCGAGGGUGGGCUAUACAGCAAAAAUGUUACCGUGAUAUAUAAUCUUUACUAAUAAAGUGCCUCCAAAACUCCAGAGCCACAUUUAAAAGAAUUAGUGUUAUAAAUGUCAGUGAUAUACGUGUAGUAGUGCUGGUAAGUGAACUGCACACCACAGUACUGUUCUGAGUUCUAGAUUCUGACAAGACAGAUGGUGUUAAUUAAUUUUCAUUAAGACGAGCUCUGACAGUUUUAAAGUUGUAGUGAAAUUUUCUGUAAGGACAUACUUUAGCAUAUGGAAGGAGGUAAAACUGUAGCUUGCUGUUUUCUGACAUAGCCUUCGGGACUGUGCAGUUUCACCAACAUGACAAGCUGCGUUUGUUUCAUUCCAGUGAAAGAAAAAACGAGGGAUGGUCAGGGACCGACUGUUUAUAGCUGCUAUAACGUGCUGUGCCAAGAGAAAAGUGUUUAGCUCGUUUCAUGUUUCCCACAUUUUAUUAUGUUUCCCACAUCUCUUAAAAUGGAUUCAAUCCUUUUUUGCUCCUCCUCAUUCUGCACAUAAUACUCCAUGGUGACAAAGUAAAAGCAGGUGUUUGGAAUUGUUUUGGUAAUUUAUUUUUAUUUCAAAAAAAAAAAAAAAAAUGAAAUAUCUAAUUCCCAUAAGUAUUCAGAUCCCUCUCAGUAUUUGAUUGACGCACCUUUGGCAGCAGUGUGAGUGAUGCUGCAAGCUUGGCAAUGCUUUCUUUUCGAAGGGUCUCCCAUUCCUCUUGGCAGAAUCUUUCAAGGCAAUCCAAGUUGAAUAAGCAAAGCCAUUUCAGGUCUCUGCAGAGAUGCUCUACUGGGUUCAGAUCCAGACUGGCUGGACCUCUCCAGGACUUUCACACAAAAGCCAUCUUCAGAAGCCAAGGCUGUGUUUUCUUAGGGGUACACUUUGGGUUUUUGUCUUAUUGAAAUGUAAACCGUCUUCCCCCAGCCUGAGAUCCUGAGCAUGUUGGAGAAUGUAUUCUAUACUGACUAGUCUCCCAGAUUGCAGAAAAAUAUCCCCACAGCAUUAUGCUGACACCUCCGCUCGAAGGAUGGAUUUAAUAAAGUGAUAAGCGGUGCUUGAUUUACUGAUUCCAAAUGGUUUAAUCUUGGUGUCAUCAGAUCAGAGGAUUUUGUUUCAUAUGGGCCGAGAGUUCCUCAGGAGCUUUUUUGGCAAACUUUCAGCAGACUGCCGUGUGUGUAAGGCUCUCCCGUCUCCAAAAGAGAACUCAGGAUCUCAUUUAUAGUGACCUUUGAGUUCAUGGUUACCUGAUUGCUCAGUUUGACUGGGUGGCCAAUUCUGGGAAGAUCGUUGGUUGCUCCAAAUCUUGAUGGAGCCCACUGUGUAUCCUCCUUUCCCAGAUCUUCCUCACCCCAACACUCACUCACUCAUCUUCUAUAGUACUAAAUCCUGUAUAAGCCUAUCCCAGGAGACCUGGAGAGGGUGCCAAUCCAUCGCAGGGCACACAGACAUACACACUCACACACCAUGGGCAAUUUGAGAACACCAAUUAAUCUACAUGUCUUUGGACUGUGGGAGGAAACCAGAGUACCCUUAGGAAACCCAUCAAGCAAACUCCAUGCACACAGAGACAGAAAUCGAGCCUGGCCAAGAACCGAACCCGGACCCUGAAGGUGCAAGUCGACAAUGCUAACCACUACACCACCUUCGCCCCAACACAUCAUUAAUUAUUUAAUCGGUUUUCUGUGUUUUUUGUUUGUAGAUAUUCAGUUAAACACUUUAUGUUUAUAUAUUUAAGUCAUUAUGUUUAUAUAUGUUUAUAUAUUUAAGAUAUGUUUAUUUUGUUUAUAAUUAUCUUUGGACAGAGGGGAGAUUCGAACAGUGCUAACCAUUAAGCCACCAUGCUGACAUUUUUUUGUAGUAUGCAUGUUUUUUUGUACUGUUUUUAAGCAUGUCUACCCAGUUUUAAAGUAUUUAUGCAUAGUUUUUUUAUUACCUGCUUACUUAUUACUCCUAGAUGGAUGGACGGAUUGGUUUAAUAUGCAUACUUUGUACUUUUUUGUGACACAAACCUCAGAAUCUUUUAGAUUGCAAUAUGUGUGCUAGUAUAUACUUUUGUGACCCUUUGUGGAGUAUUGUGUGUAGAAUGAUGGGGGGGGG
Clarias gariepinus (North African catfish) is the source of this 4705-nucleotide messenger RNA. RefSeq names its product transmembrane protein 276b (gene tmem276b). The record is from RefSeq and is a predicted model, not a curated record. The transcript has 4 exons. Bases 220 to 1098 code for a protein of 292 amino acids. Gene Ontology annotation, cellular component: membrane. NCBI's taxonomy places the organism in Eukaryota, Metazoa, Chordata, Actinopteri, Siluriformes, Clariidae.